AUGACCAGGAUUUCACUUGUUUUCUAUUUUUGUUCUUUUGUUUUCCACAGGUUCAUUGCUAAACCAUGUGCCUUAGGCCUUAAAGUCCAAGCCAACGGACCACAGAAAGCUCAACCUAAUGCUAUCCUGGAAAAAGUUUUCACAGCUAUUACAAAGCAUCCAGAUGAGAAAAGGCUGGAAGGUCUCUCCAAGCAGUUGGACUGGGAUGUACGCAGCAUUCAACGCUGGUUUCGACAAAGACGCAACCAGGAAAAGCCCAGCACUCUUACGAAGUUCUGCGAGAGCAUGUGGAGAUUUACAUUUUACCUUUAUAUAUUUACCUAUGGAGUACGGUUCCUGAAAAAGACACCCUGGCUCUGGAAUACCAGACAGUGCUGGAAUGGGUAUCCUUAUCAGCCACUGAUGCCUGACCUUCAUUAUUACUACAUAGUUGAAUUGUCAUUCUACUGGUCCUUAAUGUUUUCUCAAUUCAUUGACAUCAAAAGAAAGGAUUUUGGCAUCAUGUUUACACAUCACAUUGUAACAGUCACCCUGAUAACCUUCUCAUAUGUAACCAAUUUGACACGAGUGGGAACCUUGACCUUAUGUCUCCAUGAUGCGGCUGAUGUUGUCCUAGAGGCUGCCAAAAUGGCAAACUAUUGCAAGUGUCAAAAACUGAGUGACCUUCUGUUCCUUACAUUUGCCAUUGUCUUCAUUGUCAGUAGGCUUGGCAUAUAUCCCUUAUGGAUAUUAAACACAACAUUGUUUGAACUGUAUGAAGCUCUGGGCAAUUUUCCUGCCUUGUGGGUCUUCAACGUGCUGCUUGUGAUUCUUCAAAUUCUGCACUGUUUUUGGUCUUACCUAAUCAUAAAGGCAGCCUACAAAGCUAUUUCAAAGGGCAAGGCUGGGAAGUGGAACCCCUUGCAUGUAGCAAAGGAUGACCGAAGUGACAUUGAGUCAAGCUCAGAUGAGGAAGAAACAGUACCUCGUUCAAAGACCCCGCACAGCACUAUCACUACUAAUGGCACCGGUGGUGCCAAUGGGACAAACGGGUAUCUUACUGGUGGCACUUGCUCAGAGGAGCAUUAA
Molecule: messenger RNA, 1068 nt
Organism: Charadrius vociferus (killdeer)
Lineage: Eukaryota; Metazoa; Chordata; Aves; Charadriiformes; Charadriidae
Gene: CERS6
Product: ceramide synthase 6
Exons: 11
Coding region: 1-1068 (355 amino acids)
Biological process (GO): ceramide biosynthetic process
Cellular component (GO): membrane
Molecular function (GO): DNA binding; sphingosine N-acyltransferase activity
Source: RefSeq, a predicted model, not a curated record